UGAGGCAAGAGCGAGAUGGAGUUCCUACGAGUUGGGAUAUUGCUCAUAUUUCAUGUAUUUUUCUUCUCAGGAUAUUCACAAUCGAGAUCUCUAAGGCCGAGAGAAAAGGAAAAUGAUGUACUCAAUAGGGCGGUUCGAGAUUUAUUUAUGAUAUACCAAGAGGAAAGCUUGAAGACAAGACUAGUCGGUGUGAUCCGAGGCGAAGCGGGGAAAUCCCUGAAUGAAAGCGAAGACCACGUGACGAACGAACAAGGGCAAAUAUCUUCUGACGGAAACUUCACUGGGUUGGCUGACAUGUCAACGUUCCUUCUUGAAACUAAUAAACAGGGCGAAGAUAAUGAUGACAACAAAAAGAAAGACUUGCUUCUCCGAAUCUAUUCGAUAUUACGCAAAACUUCUCAAAAGGCUGACGUCAAUGAGUCGGAUGAUGAGCAGGACAUUGAAAACCACCGUGGAGAGGCAGACGAUGACAGUUUAAGUGCGUACUCUAAACCCAAUCACCACAUUACUUCGAUGCCGUUAAUAGGAAAAUUCCCUUCAAACCCAACCAACGAUUCAAACAUUAACAUGUCAGAUUACAGUGCUAUAAAUGAAAGUAAACUGACGGCUUUAGCGAACGAAACUAGGACAAAUGUAGAUUGGUCGUACAUUCCUUAUCCAAACGAUUCGACGACGAAACUAAAUGACGAUGGCGAAUUGGUGGUGAGGAAUGCAAUACCGACCACUAUCGACGAUGUCGAGUUCACAAAUAAUAUGUAUCCUACAAAUAUGACAGAUGGCGGUGAUGGUGGGCAGGAUUUUUUCGAGAACAAACGCAACGAGCAGGACAUCGGAUAUUUUCCAAGGACGAUGUCGGGUGAGAAAAAGGACGAACUUAGUGGUGACAAAGAGAGAAAUCACGAUUAUGAUUUCAUGGACAUUAAACGAAGUGAAAUAAACUUCCAUUACCAUAGUGAUGUCGCUUUAGAUAAUUCGACAAGAAAUAACCUCGCUUUAAACGAAAAGAUCGAUGAAAAAUACAAAAAUAAUGAUGAUGACGACGAAGUCGAUGUUGAAGAUGACGACAGUGGCAACGACGAUGGAGAAGGAAAUAACGAUGACAUGGAUAAUUAUGAUGAUGAUGAUGAUAAGGAUGGUCAUAUUCAUGUUGUUGAUGAUUACGCUGCCGACGAGGACGAUGUUCACGACGAUGGUUAUGAUGAGGAAGACGCUCAUUAUGAUAAUGCCGAUUAUGAGGAUGACGGCGAUGGUAACGACAACGAUGAUGGUGACCAUGGUAACAAUGAUGAUGAUGAUAGUAAUGAUGAGUAUGAUCAGUAUGAAAAUAAAAAUAAUGAAGAUACAUUGCUUCUUGCCACAAAACCAAAUGAUAAUGAUAAAGAGUGGAUAAGUACCUACCAUAAUUCCGACAACCAAGGAACAUUUAACCACGUCAUCCAAACCAACACAAACGAAGAAGGUGAUGAUCACCAUGAUAACCACGGUCGUACAUCCAUUGAAGAUGAAGAUGCUGAAAGAUUCCUACGCUGGAUAUUAAAGUACAUCCUCCGAAGAAUGGAUGAUGGCUCCAAAUCAGAGAGAAACCAGGACGUGGACCAGGAACUACUGCCAUCUGAAGGUUUGUGA
Messenger RNA from Lytechinus variegatus (green sea urchin), 1626 nucleotides. Its product is annotated as protein PFC0760c-like. The transcript has 3 exons. The record is from RefSeq and is a predicted model, not a curated record. The coding region runs from base 16 to 1626 and encodes 536 amino acids. Lineage: Eukaryota; Metazoa; Echinodermata; Echinoidea; Temnopleuroida; Toxopneustidae.